Molecule: messenger RNA, 1941 nt
Organism: Lathyrus sativus (Indian pea)
Lineage: Eukaryota; Viridiplantae; Streptophyta; Magnoliopsida; Fabales; Fabaceae
Source: the annotation of a GenBank genome assembly
AUGAGUUCCAGAAGAGGAGGUGGGAGGCCUGUGGCCAGCAAUGAUGAAUUUUCGUCCAAGGGGAAAGGUGUAUCACAAUCUGAUCCCAACUUUGAGCAGCUGACUCAAGGUAUUGCUGAUGUUAGCCUAGGCUCAGGACAAGAUGAUGACGGACAAUGGGAGGUUUAUGGGAAGAAAUCCAAGAACAGAGGUGGAAAUAAUGCUGCAAAACAACGGGGUCCUCCAGGUCCAGCCUAUACUUCUAAUCCUAGAGGACAGGGAUAUGCAGAUGUAGCUCAAAGGCCAGGCACACGUAAUCCCGGUGGAGCUGGAAGAGGUGCUGGAAACCAAGGGCAGACACAAUAUGCUCAUAUGAGACCUGCUGGUAGAGGUAAUGCAAGGCCUCUUUCAGCAGCAGGUGGUUAUGGAUACAAUCCGACUUCUAAUCCAAUCACUCGUCCUCCUCUGGAACAUGGCUGGAGCUGGAAAUCUAGAGCUGGUGGAAUGCAGAAAAAUGCAAUGACUGAAAUGGCACUACAGGAGUUUGAACAGAAUAAGGAUGAGGAUGAGGAUGAUGAUGAGGAGGAGGGAGACGAUGACUGCGAUGAUCUGGAAGAUACUGAUGAUGAUCUAAUGAGCGAUGAAUAUGAUUCGGAUGCCAGUCAAAAGAGCCAUGAGACACGAAAGAAGAGCAAAUGGUUCAGAAAAUUCUUUGAGAAUUUGGAUAAACUGACGAUUGAACAGAUAAAUGAACCAGAAAGACAGUGGCACUGUCCAGCUUGUCAAGGUGGUCCUGGUGCUAUUGAUUGGUACAGAGGACUGCAGCCCCUUAUGAAUCAUGCUAAGACAAAGGGUUCAAAAAGGGUGAAGGUUCACAGGGAGCUUGCUGUACUUCUUGACGAGGAAUUGCGUAGAAGGGGCACUACUGUAGUUCCAGCUGGGGAAGCAUUUGGAAAAUGGAAAGGUUUGAAAGAAGUAGAGAAAGAUCAUGAAAUAGUUUGGCCUCCGAUGGUCAUCAUUCAGAAUACUAAGCUUGAGCAAGAUGAUAAUGAGAAGUGGUUAGGCAUGGGCAACCAAGAGCUUCUUGAUUAUUUUAGCUCUUAUGCUGCUGUGAGAGCAAGACACUCAUAUGGCCCUCAAGGUCAUCGAGGGAUGAGUGUUUUGAUAUUUGAAACCUCAGCUAGUGGUUAUCUAGAGGCAGAACGUCUGCACAAACAUUUUGCUGAGCAAGGAACGGAUAAAGAGACUUGGUUUAGUAAUCGCCGGAUUUUGUUUCUCCCUGGAGGUAAUCGACAGCUCUAUGGAUACUUAGCUACUACAGAAGACUUGGAGUUUUUCAACAGGCAUUGCCAAGGUAAAACUAGACUAAAGUAUGAACUGAAAUCAUAUCAAGAGAUGGUUGUAAACCAAAUUCGUCAGAUGAGCGAGGACAACCAGCAGCUCAACUAUUUCAAGAACAAGAUGGUCAAAGAAAAGAAACACUCGAAAGCUAUGGAAGAAUCCUUUGGUUUUGUAACUGAGAAGCUGCGGAAAACUAUGGAAGAAAAUCGCAUUGUGAGGCGGAGAACUAAACUGCAGCAUGAGGAGAUUAAAGAAGAGAUGUACGCACAAGAACAAUUCUUCAAGGAACAGAUUACUAGCAUCCAUGAUUCAAGGAAUGAAAAAGAAGAAGACUUUGAAAGGAUGCAGCAAGAGGAACGUGAGAAAGUUAAGCAGUCAAGUACCAGUCCUCUAAAUGCAGAGGAACGUCGACUCAAGGUGGAGGGAUAUGUUAAGUUUGUUGAAUUCCAGGAGAAGGAGAUGGAGAACUUUGUUGAAGAAAAGGAAAAGCUCUUCCAAGCCCACGAGGAGAGCAUUGCUGCUAUGAGGAGGAGACACUGGGAGGAGGAGGUGGAGAUGGAGAAGAAGUUUGAUGAAGACUUAACCAAACUCAUGGAGAAGUAUUCCCCAUCUCAGCAGUAG